Molecule: messenger RNA, 492 nt
Organism: Aspergillus campestris IBT 28561
Lineage: Eukaryota; Fungi; Ascomycota; Eurotiomycetes; Eurotiales; Aspergillaceae
Exons: 3
Coding region: 1-492 (163 amino acids)
Source: RefSeq, a predicted model, not a curated record
AUGGGAUUGCAUUCGAGCUGGCUGCUUCUGACUCUAUCGCAGGCCUUCCCUUCGGCAGCCGAGGCACAAGAUUACACCACUUCGGGCAUUGUCGAGGAGGAUGUCGUAUUUCCGCGGAUUGGUACAUUUGCUCCCUCGGCACCGACACCCAUUGUCUUUGCCGUGCAGAACUCGCCUCUCGUGGGGUGUCUCAGCCCGAGGAUCUCGUAUGAUCUGGAGUUGAUGCGCGACGGUUGCUACUCCACCACCAAAAACGGCUUCCCGCAGCCGGACUUCGUCACCGCAACGGACGACGGCAUUUGCCGCAAAAUCUACAAGCACGCCUCGUGUGUAGUAAUUUCGCCCCUAACUUCCACUGCCAAUACCUGCAAGGUCAAAAUCAACUCCACCGCUGCAUGGAGUGUGUCCGCGGCUCUGACGGCAACGGCUUGUCUUGCUGCGUCGCCCGAAGUGAGCGGUCCGGCCGCCAACGAUGCGGCCACUGGAGCAUAA